AGCGCUCGUACUUGCCGUCGACCCAACAUGCAAGAAAAAUGGGGGACAACCACCACCAAGCUGCAACAUCGUCAAGAUUGGGGAUAAGGCACGCCGGAGGGGAUAUCGUUGAGGUCCAAGGUGGUCACAUUGUUCGGUCAACCGGAAGGAAAGACCGUCACAGCAAAGUUUGCACUGCUAAAGGUCCUCGGGACCGACGUGUUCGUCUCUCGGCUCACACCGCCAUCCAGUUCUACGACGUACAGGACCGCCUUGGCUACGACCGUCCUAGCAAAGCCGUGGAUUGGCUUAUAAAAAAGGCCAAGCCCGCCAUUGACGAGCUCGCUGAGCUACCUCCUUGGAAACCAGAAAGUUUCAAUACAACAAUUGCUAAACCUAGUAACCAAGAAGAACAUAACGCCAUUCACAUCAACCAUGGUGGAAACCUGGUGGAAAACCUUGCUGCUGGGUCGGGUACUCGGAGGAGAACGGCGACAAUAAUGGGGAAUGAAGUUCAAAAUUUUCAGCAACAAGAAAUGGGAGAUAACCCGAAUAAUAAUUCGGGUUUUCUUCCACCUGCUUUAGUUUCUGAUGAGAUUGCUGAUACUAUAAAGUCUUUUUUUCCAUUGGGAGCUUCAAGUGAGGCUCAGUCUUCUUCCAUACAGUUUCAGAAUUAUCCACUGGAUUUGUUGUCGAGGACCAGCAGCCACAGUCAGGAUCUUCGGCUUUCGCUUCAGUCUUUUCCGGAGCCGAUUCUUUUGCAUCACCACCACGCACAAGCUGCUGCAGCAGCUCAGGCACAGCACAGUGAACCUGUUUUAUUCUCUGGAAUCAGCCCAUUAGCUGGUUUUGAUGGAUCUUCUGCUGGAUGGGAGCAUCACCACCAACAUCCGGGGGAGAUUGGAAGGUUCCAGAGAUUGUUUGCCUGGAAUAAUAACGGCGCUGCUGCUGAUACUGACGGUGGUGCUGGUGGCGGUGGUAAUGGUGGUGUAGGAGGAUUUCUCUUUGGCACUCCUACAUCGCAUCCGCUGCCGCCGCCUUUUGGCCAAAACAGCCAAGUGUUUUCUCAGAGGGGACCCCUUCAGUCCAGUAACACGCCCUUUGUUCGUGCUUGGAUAGACCAGCCAAUUUCCACAACCGACCAUCAUCAAAUCCCAGAAAACAUCCAUCAUCAAGCUACUCUAUCUGGCAUUGGAUUCACCACACCUGGUGUAUUCUCAGGAUUUCGCAUUCCGGCACGAAUUCAGGGCGAAGAAGAUGAGCACGACAGCAUCGCCAAUAAGCUGUCCUCUGCUUCAUCUGAUUCUCACCAUUGAUCAAGUAAAUCAAAAGAAAGCCAAAGUCUUUCCCCUCUAUCUGGUGAUUGAUCUUUUGCACCGGUUGAUAUUCGAUCCAGGACAGUUGACUGUGAACUCGAUGAGGAGAUAGUGUGAUAGAUUCAGGAGUCAAAGACCGGUUCGAGGGAAGAUUUUGGUCGCUUAGAAUCAAUGGCCUAUUGCAGUGGGAAGGAGAAAUCUGAGUGGAUUUCAGGUUUUCCGAUCCCGGUUUUAUUUAGUUUUUAUCAGCUGAUUGAGUUGUAGCUUAAAUUUACAUUCGAGUGGGCUCUUAGAGCUUAACAAUGGUUUCCGUUGGACUAUGUUUCAUGUUGCCAGUCGAUUUGUUUGCAAUGUUUGCCACUGUUUCCUAGUGUUACUACUGGGAUGCAAAA
Messenger RNA from Hibiscus syriacus, 1687 nucleotides. RefSeq names its product transcription factor TCP4-like. Gene Ontology annotation, molecular function: DNA-binding transcription factor activity; sequence-specific DNA binding. NCBI's taxonomy places the organism in Eukaryota, Viridiplantae, Streptophyta, Magnoliopsida, Malvales, Malvaceae. The record is from RefSeq and is a predicted model, not a curated record. The transcript is spliced from 2 exons. The coding region runs from base 39 to 1295 and encodes 418 amino acids. Gene Ontology annotation, biological process: regulation of secondary shoot formation. Gene Ontology annotation, cellular component: nucleus.